Strongylus vulgaris is the source of this 705-nucleotide messenger RNA. Lineage: Eukaryota; Metazoa; Nematoda; Chromadorea; Rhabditida; Strongylidae. The record is from the annotation of a GenBank genome assembly.
AUUUGUAUUCCCUUCCAGCGUGCCCAGAAUGAGUUGUGUUCUCAUCAGAAGAAAAUUUAUGAAAUCGAUACUCAUGCAGGUGUUUCAAUCGCUGGCUUGCUAUCAGACGGAAGAAUCCUCGCCAGGUUUCUUCAAACUGAAUGCUCAAGUUGGCGAUGGGAUUACAAGCAGCCUGUUCCGAUCUCAUCCCUAUCUGAUAGCGUGCAAUUGAAGCUGCAAGCCAACACUCAAUACUAUGGAAGACGUCCAUUUGGAGUAGGAUUGCUGAUUGCUGGAUAUGACAAAGACGGCACUCAUAUUGUGCAAUCAGACCCGUCUGCCGAAGUUGUGGAAAUGUUUGCCUCAUCGAUUGGUGCUAGAUCUCAAUCAGCUCGUACUUAUUUGGAAAGGCAUCUCAAUAAGUUCAGAACAGCUAGUGCUGAUGAUUUGAUCGAGCAUGCUCUUCUUGCCCUUAGAGACACAUUGCCGGCCGAAGAAAAUCUGACCAGCCAGAACACCUCCAUAGCAAUUGUUGGAAAAGGACAACCAUUUAAAAUAAUGGAUGACUCGGAAGUGGCUCCACAUUUAGCUAAGAUCAGCAACACUCCACGCACUAUUGGACAGCCAGCAGAGGUAAGAAGAUAUAAGCAGAUAAAAGUUCAUCUCCAGAAAAGAUGUUUUACAUCUUAUUAUUUUCUUGUUUUUCUGAAAUACGAAAUUUCUUGA